Molecule: messenger RNA, 5069 nt
Organism: Vitis vinifera (wine grape)
Lineage: Eukaryota; Viridiplantae; Streptophyta; Magnoliopsida; Vitales; Vitaceae
Product: abscisic-aldehyde oxidase
Exons: 11
Coding region: 127-4224 (1365 amino acids)
Molecular function (GO): 2 iron, 2 sulfur cluster binding; oxidoreductase activity; iron ion binding
Source: RefSeq, a predicted model, not a curated record
GGAAAUAAUGGAGCUUUCACCAAAUACUAAUAUUUAUAUCCUAUCCUGGGUGUUGGUGUCAAUUGAAUGAUGAUAUGAAUUGAAUGGUGAUAUGAACGAAGCACUGGAUUGAGUUGUAGUGGAGAAAUGGAGCAGUCUGAACCAACUGUCAACGACUGUCUGGUUUUUUCUGUUAAUGGGGAGAGGUUUGAGGUCUCCACCAUCCACCCUUCCACUACUUUGCUUGAAUUCUUGCGUUCUCACACUCCUUUCAAAGGUGCCAAGCUCAGCUGUGGUGAAGGUGGCUGUGGUGCUUGUGUUGUUCUUCUGUCCAAGUAUGACCCUGUGCUUGACCAGGUGGAUGAUUUUGCAGUGAGUUCAUGUCUUACACUGCUUUGCAGUAUAAAUGGAUGUUCAAUUACUACAACUGAAGGCCUUGGGAACAUAAAAAAUGGGUUCCACCCAAUUCAUGAAAGGUUCUCUGGAUUCCAUGCUUCUCAGUGUGGCUUUUGUACUCCUGGAAUGUGCAUGUCAUUCUUCUCGGCUCUUGUCAAUGCUCAGAAAACCCAGCGGCCAGAGCCCCCUCUGGGAUUCUCCAAGCUUAAAGUUUCUGAAGCUGAAAGGGCUAUUGCAGGAAAUCUCUGUCGCUGUACUGGGUAUCGACCCAUUGCUGAUGCCUGCAAAAGUUUUGCAGCAGAUGUUGAUAUGGAGGAUUUGGGGUUUAAUUCUUUUUGGAGAAAGGGAGAUAGUAAUGAAGUGAAAAUAAGCAGCUUACCCUUGUAUAACCAUAAUGAUAAGAUUUGUACAUUUCCCGAGUUCUUGAAAAAUGAAACUAGGCCUUCUUUGCUUUUAGACUCUAGAAGAUACUCCUGGAAUAAUCCUGUUAGCCUUGAGGAACUUCAAAGCUUAUUGGGUUCUGUUGAGGAUGGAAAUGGAACUCGGGUUAAAGUAGUUGUUGGUAACACCGGUAUGGGUUAUUAUAAGGAAGUAGAAAGCUAUGACAAAUAUAUUGAUCUAAGAUAUAUCCCUGAACUCUCAAUGAUUAGAAGGGAUAAUAAUGGGAUAAAAAUUGGAGCAACUGUAACAAUUUCUAAAGCUAUUGAAGCUCUAAGGGAAUACAGCAAAGGUGGACUUUACUCAGAAGGAGACAUGGUCUAUAAAAAAAUUGCUGACCAUAUGGAAAAAAUUGCUUCAGGGUUCAUCCGGAACUCAGCUAGUCUAGGUGGAAAUCUUGUGAUGGCACAAAGGAACCAUUUUCCAUCUGACAUUGCUACAGUACUUCUUGCAGUAGGUUCAACAGUAAAUAUAAUGAAUGGUCUCAAAAGUGAAGAGCUUACAUUGGAGGAGUUCUUCAGAAGGCCAGAGUUAGAUUCCAAAAGUAUACUCUUAAGUGUCAAAAUCCUGUCUUGGGAUCAGAUUACAGGCAUUUCUUCCGGGGCCAAGAUGAAGUUACUGUUUGAAACGUAUCGAGCUGCACCACGACCCCUAGGAAAUGCAUUGCCCUAUUUAAAUGCUGCUUUAAUGGCUGAAGUUUUUCAUUGUAAAACUUCUAAUGGGAUUAUUAUAAGUAGCUGCCAGUUUGCUUUUGGUGCUUAUGGGACUAAACAUCCAAUAAGAGCUGCAAAAGUUGAAGAAUUUUUAACUGGAAAAAUGCUAAGUGUUGGUGUUCUAUAUGAAGCUAUUAAAUUAGUUAGAGGCAUUGUGGUACCUGAUGAUGGCACUUCAAGUCCAGCUUACAGGGCAAGCUUGGCUGUCAGUUUUCUUUUUGAGUUCUUUAGCCAUUUGGUUGAGCCUAAUCCUGAAUCUCAUGAUGGUUCUGUGGAUGGAUAUAGUACUUUACUGGUCAAAGCUUCUGAACUAAAAAGAAUUAGCAACCAGUUAGAUCAUGGUAAAAUCCCAACCUUGCUAUCUCCUGCAAAGCAGGUAGUGGAAUUGAAUAGACAGUAUCAUCCAGUUGGUGAGCCAAUUGCAAAAUCUGGAGCUGCACUCCAAGCUUCUGGUGAGGCUGUUUAUGUGGAUGACAUUCCUUCUCCAAUGAAUUGCCUACACGGGGCUUUCAUUUAUAGUACGAAGCCUUACGCUCGAGUAAAGGGUAUCAAAUUUAAGCCUAAAUCACUGCCAGAUGGAGUCAGUUCACUUAUUUCUUUCAAAGAUAUCCCAGGGGAGAACAUAGGCUCUAAAACUAUAUUUGGUAUUGAGCCUUUAUUUGCUGAUGAUUUUACUCGAUGUGCCGGACAGUAUAUUGCUUUUGUGGUUGCAGACACACAGAAACAUGCAGAUAUGGCUGCAAACCUUGCAGUGGUUGAUUAUGAUGUGGGAAAUUUGGAACUGCCCAUUUUAUCUGUAGAAGAGGCUGUUAGGAGAUCUAGCUUUUUUGAGGUUCCUUCUAUCUUGAACCCAAAAAAGGUUGGUGAUUUCUCGAGAGGAAUGGCUGAAGCUGAUCACAAGAUUCUCUCUGCUGAGAUCAAACUUGGGUCACAGUACUAUUUCUAUAUGGAGACACAAACUGCCCUUGCAAUUCCAGAUGAAGACAACUGCAUUGUGGUUUACAGUUCAAUACAAUGCCCUGAAUAUGCACAUAGUACUAUUUCGAGAUGUCUUGGUAUUCCUGAACAUAAUGUUCGUGUGAUCACAAGAAGGGUUGGAGGUGGUUUUGGUGGAAAGGCCAUAAGAGCAAUGCCUGUUGCUACAGCAUGUGCACUUGCAGCAUACAAAUUACGCCGCCCUGUCCGGAUAUAUAUGAAUCGCAAAACUGAUAUGAUAAUAGCAGGAGGAAGACAUCCAAUGAAAAUAACCUAUAGUGUAGGAUUCAAAUCUGAUGGCAAGAUUACUGCCUUACACCUUGAUAUAUUAAUCAAUGCGGGAAUAGCUGCAGAUAUAAGCCCAAUUAUGCCUCACAACCUUCUGGGUGCCCUUAAAAAGUAUGAUUGGGGUGCUUUAUCUUUUGAUAUAAAAGUUUGCAAAACAAACCAUUCGACUAAAUCAGCAAUGCGUGCUCCUGGGGAGGUACAAGCUACAUUUAUUUCUGAAGCUGUAAUUGAACAUGUAGCAUCUACUCUUUCCAUGGAUGUGGACUCUGUGAGAAGCAAAAACCUCCAUACUUUCAACAGCCUCAAAUUUUUCUAUGAGGGCAGUGCAGGUGAACCUGUUGAUUACACUUUACCUUCAAUCUGGGAUAAGUUGGCUAGUUCUUCAAGACUUAAACAAAGAACUGAAAUGAUAAAGCAGUUUAAUAUGUGUAAUAAAUGGCAGAAAAGAGGUAUUUCUCAAGUACCGAUUGUGCAUGAAGUUUCAUUGAGGCCAACUCCAGGGAAAGUAAGCAUUCUUAGUGAUGGAUCUGUUGCUGUUGAAGUUGGAGGGAUUGAGCUAGGCCAGGGGCUGUGGACCAAAGUGAAACAGAUGGCUGCAUUUGCUCUCAGCUCAAUUCAGUGUGAUGGAAUGGGAGACUUCUUGGAGAAAGUAAGGGUCAUACAAUCAGAUACAUUAAGCUUAAUACAGGGGGGUUUUACUGCUGGAAGCACUACAUCAGAGUCCAGCUGUGAAGCUAUUAGACUCUGCUGCAAUAUUUUGGUUGAAAGACUAACUCCUACCAAGGAAAGAUUGCAGGAGCAAAUGGGUUCUGUUGAAUGGGGCACACUGAUUCUUCAGGCACAAAGUCAAGCUGUGAACUUAUCAGCAAGUUCUUACUAUGUCCCUGACUUUUCUUCCAUGAAAUACCUAAACUAUGGUGCUGCUGUAAGUGAGGUGGAGGUAAAUCUUCUCACUGGAGAAACCACCAUUUUGCAAUCUGAUAUUAUAUAUGACUGUGGGCAGAGCCUCAACCCUGCUGUGGAUUUAGGACAGAUAGAAGGAGCUUUUGUCCAAGGGAUUGGGUUUUUUAUGCUCGAGGAAUACACAACUAAUUCAGAGGGACUGGUGGUCACUGAAGGCACAUGGACAUACAAGAUCCCAACAAUUGACACCAUACCCAAGCAGUUCAAUGUUGAGAUACUGAACAGCGGACAUCAUACAAAACGUGUUCUUUCUUCUAAAGCUUCUGGUGAGCCACCAUUACUUCUAGCAGUUUCAGUUCACUGUGCUACAAGGGCAGCUAUUAGAGAAGCCCGACAACAGCUUCUUUCCUGGACUGGGCUAUGCAAGUCUGAUUUGACAUUCCAGUUGGAGGUCCCGGCAACAAUGCCUGUUGUGAAGAAUUUGUGCGGACUGGAGAAUGUGGAGAGCUACUUACAAAGCUUGCUCUCUUAAUGCUAAAACCAUUUCCGGCUUUUGUGUGGUAAUUCAUGUGGAUCUAGUUUAUUUUAGUGGAUGGUAGAGAUUGUGAAUAUGUACAUGGGUGUAAUGCUGCUUACAUGUAGUGAUGAUCAUAAGAGGAGUGGAAAGGUGGGGGGUGGCUGGUGAUGGAACUUCACCAAAAAAUAAGGAUGAACAAAGUAGGAGACUCAAAUGCCAUUCAAUAAUUUACUCACCAGCCCUCAGUCACUUUCUUUGAGGUUUUAAAAACUGUAUUGUGUACAUUUCUAUUGCUCUCAACACUCAACUGCACGGUAUCCAUGGAGUGCUUGUUAUGCACUUCAAUAAUUCACCCACAACUGAUCGGUCACUUUCUUUGAGAUUUUAUAGUAGCAUGCCUCCAGGUUCUUGAAAGUUGACUAUAUAUGGAAAAGAUAUUCGAUGAGAAAGGAAAAGUAGUGUUAAUGCUGAGCUACUCUGGCCGCCUUCCAUCACAGCUUCAUCUCCAAUCCUUGUGCCAUCAAUGGCUUGAAUAUGGUCACCGACCUCGAGGUUGGAGUCAGCUUUGAAUUCAUCCUUGUACUCGCUACCAGUCUUUUUGUUGGCUGUUGUUUCAGCUGAGAAGACCCACUAAAAUCUCCACAAAACAGAGAGGAAGAGAGCAAUCUGGAAUUGUUUUUUAUUCACAUUUCUCAGAUUCAAUCUCAGCCAUUAAGGUUUUCCACUUACAACAUAUGCAGCACUUUAAGUGUCUCAAAUUCCAUUAUGAAUUAAUUUGUAAGUUAUUGAUAUUUUCCUAAUAGUGUAAGAGAUUUUCAUAUUAUUAUAAAGUAAAUAUCUCAAAGUGAGAUUUUCUUUUA